AUGCUUUAUGCGGCACCAGUCUGGGGACAUGCACUGGCCUUUAGGACGGUGUCCGACCAGACCGCGCUUGUCCUAGCCGGGACUCCGCCACUGGAUCUGCUCGCAGCAGAGAGGGCCAGUAUCCACGGCCAGACGAUUGGUAGAACGCUGACACCUCGUGACAAGCAGGUGCUACGCUUAGCGGCGAAAGACGCCACCUUGGCAGCGUCCAAGGGAAGAUGGACGUAUCGGAUGAUUCCCCAGUUGGAUUGCUGGCUGAAGAGGAAGCACGGUCAGAUAAACUUCCACCUGACCCAGAUCCUCAGCGGCCACGGCUGCUUUCGGAGCUACCUGCGGAGAUUCGGCCACGAGGAAGACGACUCCUGCACGCACUUCCAAGGACAACUGGAGGAGUCGGCAGAACACACGGUGUUUAACUGUGCGAGGUUUGCCGGUGAGCGAGCAUCGCUGGAGGCCAGGCUGGGCAAUACCAUCACAGCGGAAAACCUAGUUCCGCUGAUGUUGUUGUCCGAAGCGAACUGGCAGGCCGUGUCGGACUUCGCAGCGAAGGCUAUGACGGAGCUCCGAGCAGAGGCGCGACGCAGGAAUCAGGAGGCAACAUAG
Drosophila kikkawai is the source of this 603-nucleotide messenger RNA. NCBI's taxonomy places the organism in Eukaryota, Metazoa, Arthropoda, Insecta, Diptera, Drosophilidae. The record is from RefSeq and is a predicted model, not a curated record.